This is a messenger RNA of Malaya genurostris, 988 nucleotides long. RefSeq lists its product as uncharacterized. The record is from RefSeq and is a predicted model, not a curated record. Bases 306 to 803 code for a protein of 165 amino acids. The transcript has 4 exons. Lineage: Eukaryota; Metazoa; Arthropoda; Insecta; Diptera; Culicidae.
AUUACUGUCCUAGCGGUUAGUGAGUCAAAAGGUGUAUAAUAAAGCUAUCUUGCUUCAUACGCUUGGCGCUAUAAAAUCGACUGACCUUGUGAAUGUGGAUGUGGGAAGAGCGAAAAAAUUAAAUGCAUUACAGAUGAAUGAUGAUCUUGAAUAAUUUGUUUAUGUUUUCCUUUGCGUAUUCACCUUGAAUUUUCUUACGGUUGAAAAAGAUUUUGUGGAUUGAAGUUUUCGGUGGUUCGGUUUUUGAAUUCAGAUAGAGCCAAUUGAGCGUCUUCAGUAAAAAUCUGGAUGGAACUAAGUAAAGAAUGGCGGAACCAUUACUAAGUUCAUGUUGCCGAUGUUAUUCUUUACGGAGCGGAUCAAUAAUUUCGGGCAUAAUGGGAAUCAUAUUAUCUAUCAUUUCGAUCAUUCUAAUUUUUACAACAAGAGUUGAAUUUAAAACGAUUCUGAUGGAUUGGCUACCACAAAAUGUUGUGAAAAUAAUAUUUGCCCUUAAUCUAUGCAUGACUAUUUUGAUUUCAUUGAUAAUGAUACUUGGAGUGAUUAGGAAAAAUCAUUAUCUGAUGAUGCCCUGGGUAAUACUUGGAAUUAUGCUGGCGAUUGGAUUAUUGAUAAGUGUCAUCUAUACUGCUGUUGUUUUCUACAUAGAUGGAUUUGUUCUUGGUGGAACAUUAUGGAUUAUUAUUGGCUUAGUUUCUGUCGUCGUGUACACUUAUAUGUGGGCCGUUGUGUAUAGUCAUUUUGUUGAACAGAGGAACGAAAAUGAACGUGGUCGAUACUCCAAGCAACCUUACAGGCGAUAAUCAUAUAGUACAAAGUGCAACGAAGAUUAUUAAAUUUACUAAACAAUUUAUUGCGAUGUGAAUGCGCACGCCAUGUUUGUAGACAUUAGUUAAUGUAUAAUAAUUUAUUUGUAGACGUACGAAACUUGAAUAACUCAUAUUUUAAGGUUUUUAUAAUCGUGUAUUAACAUUUUAAAAAUUUGUAA